Molecule: messenger RNA, 3691 nt
Organism: Hevea brasiliensis (rubber tree)
Lineage: Eukaryota; Viridiplantae; Streptophyta; Magnoliopsida; Malpighiales; Euphorbiaceae
Product: E3 ubiquitin ligase PQT3-like
Exons: 15
Coding region: 845-3478 (877 amino acids)
Biological process (GO): ubiquitin-dependent protein catabolic process; mRNA processing; protein ubiquitination
Cellular component (GO): nucleus
Molecular function (GO): ubiquitin protein ligase activity; zinc ion binding; nucleic acid binding
Source: RefSeq, a predicted model, not a curated record
UUUCUAGAUAAAACGGCUCCAAUUUUUUUCUAACUGUUCUCCAUCUUCCAACCAAUUUCUUAGCCGUCUGAAAACCCCCAUUCUCUCUCUCCCUUUCAACUCUACGAACCCUAACCCACGAUGAUUGCUACUUGCUGUUCUCGCUCCGACAUUUGAAAUUCUUCCAACAACAUCUUCGAAUCUCUAGAUUUUUCGGUUUGCUUGACGGAGAUUUCACGUUCAUUUUAUUUUUCGCUGAAAGCAGGGUCUACAAGUUCGCGAUAUAUCUAUAUGUCUAUCGAGAUUUAUUCAAUCGGCGAUCGAGGAUUUUCGCUGGCAGGUGUUGGAUUGUCGGAUUGGUUGUUGAAGAUUUGGAUCGGUGGAGUUUUAUCUGAUUUCCUUAUUUUGGCCCCUCUAAACUGAAGGUUGGGGUUUUUUCCUCCUGUUGAUGCGAUCUGCGAAUUCUCAUUGAAAACCUCAGAUUUGCCUCGAGUCGAAGCAAUAUUUCUUGGAUGCGAUGAAUUUCAAGCAGCUAUAGCUGGCAAAAGGACCUUUUUGGCCUUCAUUCUGCAUAGAGCAAAACAAUUGUUGAUUUGUUGGACUCGAAGACUUUGGAAUAAGAAGGAGGCAUCGAAGAGCUCUUCAUUAGUUGGUUUGAUCGAUCCUUCCUGAGUUCUUGAAGAAGAUAGAGGGAAAAAAAUGUUCAACUUUGUACUGUUAUAUUUUUGUUUUGAGUUUAGUUAAAUAUCAGGCCAAUUUUUUUCAGUUGGCCUUUGAUUGCUUAUAAUUUCAUCUAGGGCUUUGUUUGCUGUUUCUUUUUUUUUUUUUUUUUGCAAUUUUUAUAAAAUUUUAGUGACAAAAACCAAUGGCUGUAUAUUACAAGUUUAAGAGUGCAAGAGAUUAUGAUUCAAUCCCAAUGGACGGUCCAUUUGUAUCGGUUGGUACUUUGAAAGAAAAAAUUUUUGAAUCAAAGCACUUGGGCAGGGGUACAGACUUCGACCUUCUGGUCACUAACGCCCAAACUAAUGAAGAAUAUCUUGAUGAAGCAAUGUUAAUCCCAAAAAACACUUCUGUGUUAAUUCGUCGGGUUCCAGGAAGACCUCGCAUGCCCAUUGUUACUGAGCAAGAGCCAAAGAUGGAAACCAAUGUGAAGGAUACCCCAGUGGAGAAGAGUAGUUUUACUGCUGCUGAUUCAUCUGCCAUGAAAUAUACUGAAGACAAUGAAUGGGAUGAGUUUGGGAAUGAUUUAUAUGCAAUUCCUGAAGCACCACUAGUUCAGUCUAGCAAUGCAGUUCUUGAUGCUCCCCCUACAAAUAAGGCUGAUGAAGACAGCAAGAUUAAAGCUUUGAUUGAUACUCCAGCCUUAGAUUGGCAACGUCAAGGUGCUGAUGCAUUUGGCCCUGGUAGAGGUUUUGGAAGGGGUAUGGGUGGAAGAAUGGGUGGGCGUGGCUUUGGUCGAUUAGGGCUAGAGAGGAAAACACCUCCACAGGGCUAUGUAUGUCACAGGUGCAAGGUACCAGGGCACUUCAUUCAGCAUUGUCCUACAAAUGGUGAUCCAAACUAUGAUAUCAAGAGAGUAAAACCUCCUACUGGCAUUCCAAAGUCAAUGCUAAUGGCAACGCCUGAUGGUUCAUAUGCAUUACCUAGUGGUGCAGUUGCUGUUUUGAAGCCUAAUGAGGCCGCUUUUGAGAAAGAAAUUGAGGGCUUACCUUCUACACGGUCUGUUGGAGAUCUUCCACCGGAGCUUCACUGCCCUUUAUGCACGGAAGUCAUGAAAGAUGCUGUACUAACAAGCAAAUGUUGUUUCAAGAGCUUUUGUGAUAAGUGUAUAAGAAAUUAUAUCAUCUCAAAGGUGAAGUGUGUAUGUGGGGCGACAAAUAUUCUUGCUGAUGAUCUUCUUCCAAACAAGACACUUAGGGAUACAAUCAACCGGAUUUUAGAAUCUGGAAACAGUAGUGCUGAAAAUGCAGGAAGUACCUUUCAAGAUAUGGAGUCUGCUCGCAAUCCACAGCCUAAGAUUCCAUCACCCACACAGUCUGCUGCAUCUAAGGAAGAGCAGAAGCCCCCUCCUGGUAACGCAGAAACCCCAAAUCCAAAUAUGAAGGAACAAGUGAAUGAGGAGAAGCCUGUUGUUAUCCUACAACAAGUCCCUGAGAAACCGACUGCUAAAGCACCUGAUGUAUCUGAGGCUACCCUUGAGUCGAUGAGUGUGAAGGAGCCAGCAUCACAAUGUAGUGCUCCACUGGUCGAGGAGGAAGUGCAGCAGAAGCUGGUUCCUGGUGAGGCAGGGAAGAAAAAGAAAAAGAAGAAGGUUCGCAUACCUCCAAAUGAUUUGUGGAAAGCAUCUCAAGAUCUAACAGCUGAAAGUUAUAUGUUGCCUUUUGGACCCUCUCCCUAUAAUCCUUAUUGGGGUGGCAUGCAGCCUGGUAUGGAAGGCUAUAUGAAUCCUUAUGCCAGUCCCAUGCCUGUCAUGGGUUAUGGACUGGGCCCUUUGGAUAUGCCAUUUGGGGGCAUGGUAUCGCCAGACCCUUUUGCUGCACAAGGUUAUAUGAUGCCUGUUAUACCUCCACAGAGGGAUCUUGCAGAAUUUGGAAUGGGUAUGAAUGCUGGACCUCCAGCAAUGAGCAGGGAGGAAUUUGAGGCUCGAAAAGCUGAUUUGAGGAGGCGGCGUGAAAAUGAGAGGCGAGCUGAAAGUUUAAUUUCGAUCUGCAUCAGGGAGUUUCCUAGAGAUCGAGAAUUUGGUAGGGAAGUGAGCAGCGGUGGUGAUGUUUCUUCAAUGAAAUCUAAGUCUAUUCCGCAGUCAUCAAGCGGUGAUCCUCAUCCUCACCACCGCCGUCUACCUGAGAGGUCCUCGCCUGAACGCUCAGCCCGCGAUCUUGAACCUCCACCACCACUGCCUCCGCGCCCUUCCAAAAGAAAAUCCGACCACGAGAGAAGCGAACGUGAUAGAGAUCGCGAUCACGAUUACCACGACUACGAUCAUGACCGAGAACGAGACAGAGGUGAACGCGAUCAUCAGCAUCGCCACCACCGUUCUGAACUCCCUGCAAAAGCUUCAUCUGAAACGACUGCUAAACCAGCUUCAUCCGCAAUAGCAGACCGUAAACAGAAAGUAAGCGUUUUCUCUCGCAUUAGCUUUCCGGAAGAAGAGCUCGCCAAAAAGAAGCGCAAGCUCUCUUCCUCAAGGGAAGCUCCUGUGGCCGUAGCUGGUGGUUCCUCUGCAUCUUCUGGUCAUCACAAAUCUUCAUCCACAGCUAAUGGAUAUUAUGAUGACUAUAACUCUUCGUCUGUAAAGGCCACAUCUGUGUCAGCUAGCGGUGGAGGCAAGAAGAGCAAUAGCAGUGCUGCCAUGGAUUACGAGUCGAGUGAUGAUGAAAGGCAUUUCAAGAGGAAGCCAUCGAGGUACGAGGCCUCGCCCCCACCACCAGCAGAGUGGGAAGAGGAUGCCAAGCAUUCAAGAGGGUCAAGAGAAAGGGACCGGGAACGCAAGCAUAGGUAGGCAUUUUGUGGAAGCUGCGCGCAGUGUGGUGCUACUUGAUGGAUAGAGCAAGGUGUCUCCAACUCCAAGUGAGAGGCUAUUGCUGGUGCCACUUUGUGAAAGGGUAUAGGUGGCGAGUAAUUGUUGUAAUUGAAAUGCGCCAGAUGAUUCCUAAACCCUAUGCCUUAGAAUAACGUUUCAAUUUCAAAAAUGGAGUACGUUCCCAUUUGAAUA